AAGCAGCUGAAAUCAUCACAAACAUCAACUCUCUGACCCAAGCUCCUUGAAAUAAUCAUAUAUGCUCCAUGAAGCUGAUAGUAACUUCCUGUCUCUGAACAACAUCUUCCGUGUGGCGAUCAAGUCCUGUUUUAGCUGCAACAGUCACAUUUCCAAUCUUGACACACCGACGCCGUCCUCGCAGUCGAUCGAGGUUUGAAGCUGCAAUUGGAAUUACUGGUGAUGAAAUAUUGCCGGGCCUAUCAGUCACUCCUGCAUAGCUCGAUACCAGCUCAUUUCUGAACGUGCUCAGUAUCGCCUGUCAAAGUCUGUCCAGCAUUUCCAGGCUUGUGUUAGUUUCCCGAGCAUAGGCAGCCUACACCACCACAUUCAAGAUGGCAGGCAAAUAUUCGUCUGAUCCUGAGUGGGCCUCGAUCCAACCGAUUCCCCUUAAUGAUGGCUCCGAGUCUGGUGCUCAGCCUCUGGCUACAAUUGCCUAUCCUCCAGCAUAUCUCGAAGCCACCUCAUAUUUGCGCGCGGUAAUGGCCGCCAACGAGAUGUCCGAAAGGGCACUAAGAUUGACACAAGACAUUAUCUCCAUGAAUCCGGCUCACUAUACAGUAUGGAUUUAUCGAGCAGAGAUUCUUUUUGCUCUGGGAAAAGAUCUACAAGAGGAAUUGGAGUGGCUGAAUGGGGUAUCGCUCAAGUAUCUGAAGAAUUAUCAAAUUUGGCACCAUCGUCAAGUCCUGGUGUCUCGCGAGGACUUCUUCCCAACACCUCCGCACAAGGAAGCCGACUUUUUGAUGGAAAUGUUUGCUCAAGACUCCAAGAACUAUCAUGUCUGGACCUACCGCCAUUGGCUGGUGCGACAUUUCAAGCUGUGGGAUGCUCCGCGUGAGAUGCAGGAUGUGGAAGCCCUGUUGACCUCGGAUGUUCGAAACAAUUCGGCCUGGAAUCAUCGGUUCAUGCUCCGCUUCGGACCUCGUGACGGUGAGCCCGAUGCCGGAAUGCCAAACAGUGAUGGAAUCCCCUCGGAAAAGGGUCGACUGGCAGUGGUUGAUGAGGACAUGGUCGACGCCGAGUUGAGAUUUGCCCAGUCUAAGAUUGUGCGGGCACCAGAGAAUCGCAGUCCAUGGUCUUACGCGAGGGGUGUACUGCGCGCUGCAGGAAGGCCACUCUCUGAAUGGAAGGAGUUUGCCAGCAAAUUUGUAAUCAAGAAGCAUGAGGAUUUCGAGGUGAAAAGCAGUCAUGCCAUAGAAUGGCUUGCUGAUGUGCUCGCCGAGGAAACGGAACCAGCGUCAGGCGAAGAGGCGGUCCAGAUGCUCACGCUAUUGAAGGAGAAGUAUGAUCCCAUCCGGAGAAAUUACUGGGACUAUCGGAUUCGAGCCAUUGCAGGAGCAGAUGCCACGGUCUCUGCGUGAUUCUGUAAAAUCUGCUUCAUGUUACAGCGUUCACAAAUGUAUGUAUAGUCUUCGAUAACAGAAAUUGCUUGGCAGCAAGGAAGCCCGAUAAGAAGAUUUCAAUCCUUAUCGGAGGCGGUGAGCAGAGACAGAAUCAUCGCUGCCUCCAGGCCCCUCCCUCCACUUUCUGCAACUUUUCC
Messenger RNA from Aspergillus saccharolyticus JOP 1030-1, 1579 nucleotides. It is a transcript of the gene ramB, whose product is annotated as bifunctional protein farnesyltransferase/protein geranylgeranyltransferase. Gene Ontology annotation, molecular function: CAAX-protein geranylgeranyltransferase activity; protein farnesyltransferase activity. Bases 375 to 1400 code for a protein of 341 amino acids. Lineage: Eukaryota; Fungi; Ascomycota; Eurotiomycetes; Eurotiales; Aspergillaceae. The transcript is spliced from 3 exons. Gene Ontology annotation, cellular component: cytoplasm; CAAX-protein geranylgeranyltransferase complex; protein farnesyltransferase complex. Gene Ontology annotation, biological process: protein geranylgeranylation; protein farnesylation. The record is from RefSeq and is a predicted model, not a curated record.